CUUUCUCCGCGCACCGGCGGAGGGAGGAGGCGCCGCGCUUUAAAAGGCGGCCGAGCCAGGGCCUAAGCAUCAUUGCUCGCCACACAGCCCAGCAAACAACCCACUCAGCAACCAUGAAAUUCCUCGUUGUUCUUGCCGCCGUCUGCGUCGCCGCCCUCGCCGCCGAGGAGCAGGCCAAGGAGAAGCGCGGAGUGGUGGGACUUGGCUACGGCGCCUACCCCUACAGCGCCUACGGUGCCUACGGAGCGUACCCCUACGCCGCCGCCCCCGCCGCCUACGCCGCCCCCAUCGCCAAGACCGUCUACGGAGGCUACGGCAGCUACGGAGGCUACGCCGCCCCCGCCUACUCUGCCUACGCCGCCCCCGCCAUCGCUAAGGUCGGAUACACCGGCUACGCCGCCCCCGCUGCCUACGGAUACGCCGCUCCCGCCUACGCUGGAUACGCUGGCUACGCCGCCCCCGCCUACUCGGCAUACGCCGCCCCCGCCAUCGCCAAGGUCGGAUACACCGGAUACGCCGCCGCCCCCCUGGCCGCCGCCUACCACCACGGCCUCUACUAAAGAGCGCCAGCACCGCGCACCGCACCACACCGCCACCAUCCCCAUCUGCAGAAGCCAAGUGUUGUAAAUUAAUUUAUUAACUUAUGAUGCUCCUCACUGGUCUGACAACUUUUUGUGAAUAAACAACAUCUCGCUCAUAAACACACUAAACCGAAA
This is a messenger RNA of Cloeon dipterum, 716 nucleotides long. Its product is annotated as cuticle protein 16.5-like. The transcript has 3 exons. Bases 114 to 560 code for a protein of 148 amino acids. NCBI's taxonomy places the organism in Eukaryota, Metazoa, Arthropoda, Insecta, Ephemeroptera, Baetidae. The record is from RefSeq and is a predicted model, not a curated record.